CCCGGAAGUGGCCGGACCCAAAGCACCGGCGGAGAACCCGUCCGUCGGCUCCUCGGUCCGCCGGUCCGCCAGCAGGGUAGUCCGCGCGAGUCGACUCUCGUCGCGGUCCUGCGCUCUUUGGCCCGAACGGCGGCCGAGGUGCUCGCCAUGGCGACGUUCAUCUCGGUACAGUUGAAAAAGACCUCGGAGGUGGACCUGGCCAAGCCGCUGGUGAAGUUCAUCCAGCAGACGUACCCGAGCGGAGGGGAGGAGCAGGCCCAGUACUGCCGCGCGGCGGAGGAGCUCAGCAAGCUGCGCCGCGCCGCCCUCGGCCGCCCGCUGGACAAGCACGAGGGCGCUCUCGAGACGCUUCUGAGGUAUUAUGAUCAGAUUUGUUCCAUUGAACCCAAAUUCCCAUUCUCUGAAAAUCAAAUCUGCUUGACAUUUACGUGGAAGGAUGCUUUUGAUAAAGGUUCGCUUUUUGGAGGAUCUGUAAAAUUGGCUCUUGCAAGCUUAGGAUAUGAAAAGAGCUGUGUGUUGUUCAACUGUGCAGCCCUAGCUAGCCAAAUUGCAGCGGAACAGAACCUGGAUAAUGAUGAAGGAUUGAAAAUGGCUGCUAAGCAUUAUCAGUUUGCUAGUGGUGCCUUUUUACAUAUUAAAGAGACAGUUUUAUCUGCCUUAAAUCGAGAGCCUACUGUGGACAUAUCUCCAGAUACUGUUGGGACCCUCAGUCUUAUUAUGUUGGCACAGGCCCAAGAAGUAUUUUUUUUAAAAGCCACAAGAGAUAAAAUGAAAGAUGCCAUCAUAGCUAAAUUGGCUAAUCAGGCUGCAGAUUACUUUGGUGAUGCUUUUAAACAGUGUCAGUACAAAGAUACUCUCCCCAAGUAUUUUUAUUUCCAGGAGGUGUUCCCUGUCUUGGCUGCAAAGCACUGUAUCAUGCAGGCCAACGCUGAGUACCACCAGUCUAUCCUGGCAAAGCAACAGAAGAAAUUUGGAGAAGAGAUCGCAAGGUUACAGCAUGCAGCAGAAUUGAUUAAGACAGUGGCAUCUCGCUAUGAUGAAUAUGUUAAUGUGAAAGAUUUUUCUGACAAAAUCAGCCGUGCCCUUUCUGCAGCAAAGAAGGAUAAUGACUUCAUUUAUCAUGAUCGAGUUCCAGACCUUAAAGAUCUAGACCCUAUUGGCAAAGCCACACUUGUGAAAUCUACCCCAGUCAGUGUACCCAUCAGCCAGAAAUUCACUGAUUUGUUUGAGACUAUGGUUCCUGUGUCAGUACAGCAGUCACUGGCUGCCUAUAAUCAGAGGAAAGCUGACUUGGUUAACAGAUCAAUUGCUCAAAUGAGAGAAGCCACGACUUUGGCAAAUGGGGUGUUAGCUUCCCUUAAUCUUCCAGCAGCAAUUGAAGAUGUAUCUGGAGAUACUGUACCUCAGUCUAUAUUGACUAAGUCCACGUCUGUGAUUGAACAGGGAGGCAUCCAGACUGUUGAUCAGCUGAUUAAAGAGCUUCCUGAACUACUACAAAGAAAUAGAGAAAUCCUAGAUGAGUCAUUAAGAUUGUUAGAUGAAGAAGAAGCAACUGACAGUGAUUUAAGAGCAAAAUUCAAGGAACGCUGGCAAAGGACACCAUCUAAUGAACUCUAUAAGCCUUUAAGAGCAGAGGGAACCAACUUCAGAGCCGUUUUGGAUAAAGCUGUGCAAGCAGAUGGGCAAGUGAAAGAACGUUAUCAAUCUCACCGUGACACCAUUGCACUUCUGUGUAAGCCAGAGCCUGAACUGAAUGCUGCCAUCCCUUCUGCUAACCCAGCGAAGACUAUGCAGGGCAGUGAGGUUGUAAAUGUAUUAAAAUCCUUAUUGACAAAUCUUGAUGAAGUAAAGAAGGAAAGAGAGGGGCUGGAGAAUGACCUGAAAUCAGUGAACUUCGAUAUGACAAGCAAAUUUUUGACUGCUUUGGCUCAAGAUGGUGUCAUAAAUGAAGAAGCUCUUUCUGUCACUGAACUGGAUCGAAUCUAUGGAGGUCUUACGGCUAAAGUCCAAGAAUCUCUAAAGAAACAGGAAGAACUUCUUAAAAAUAUUCAGGUCUCACACCAGGAGUUUUCAAAAAUGAAGCAAUCUAAUAAUGAAGCUAACUUAAGAGAAGAAGUUUUGAAGAAUUUAGCUACUGCAUAUGACAACUUUGUUGAACUUGUAGCCAAUUUGAAGGAGGGCACGAAGUUUUACAAUGAACUGACUGAAAUCUUGGUCAGAUUCCAGAAUAAAUGCAGUGAUAUAGUGUUUGCGCGGAAGACAGAACGAGAUGAACUCUUAAAGGACUUGCAACAAAGCAUUGCCAGGGAACCUAGUGCUCCGUCAAUUCCUACACCUGCGUAUCAGUCUUCCCCAGCUGGGGGACAUGCGCCAGCUCCUCCAACGCCAGCACCAAGAACCAUGCCGCCUGCUAAGCCCCAACCCCCAGCCCGGCCUCCACCUCCUGUGCUUCCGGCAAAUCGAGCUCCUCCUGCCACUGCUCCAGCUCCAGUGGGGACAGGGACCGCCCCGCCAGCUCCGUCACACACUCCUGGUUCAGCAGCUCCCCCUCCACAGGCCCAGGGACCCCCAUAUCCUACCUAUCCAGGAUAUCCCGGGUAUUGCCAAAUGCCCAUGCCCAUGGGCUACAAUCCUUAUGCAUACGGCCAGUAUAAUAUGCCAUAUCCGCCAGUGUAUCACCAGAGCCCUGGACAGGCUCCAUACCCAGGACCCCAGCAGCCUUCAUACCCCUUCCCUCAGCCCCCACAGCAGUCUUACUAUCCACAGCAGUAAUAUGUCAGCUCAGAAGCUCAGCUGGUUCAGUUCAAAGGGAAAGAAGUACCAACCCUGCAAUAAGUGUACUAAACUCUAUGUUCUGGUUAAUAUAAUGUACUCUGUUAUACUGAACACAGUGUAUAAUUUCUGUCUGUGGCUGAAAGCUAAAAACUGUGCCCCAGUUCCACAUUUGAUUGCACACUGAGAGAUGCUGCUGUUGCAGUAUAAACACUAUAAUAGGUAUAAUAGGAUUUGAAAUGAAUUACAUUUCAGUGCAUAAAAGUUGAAAAUGAGAAAUUAAACCCACAAGUGAAACGUUUGAAAUUAUUAUACUUAUGUCUACGUAAGACGUGGUUGGGACAUCAGAUACUUACAAUGAUGGUUUAAGUACUGAUAUUCAAGAAAACUAAGUUUUCUUUCUCUUUUGGUUUAUCAGUUUGGUUUAAUUUCCAUUAUACAAUUUUGCAUAAUCAAAGCGUUGUAAAUCUUAUAAUUUAAAAAUAAAUUACUUAAGAACAGUUGUCAUUGUUAUGUUUUGUCAUUGAUUCUCAUUACUGUCUAAUUUCUUUCUGGUAUUAGUCUCAUUUUAUAUGUACAUAAGUUAAACAGAUAACUGUGUUUAAGUGCAUGAUUAGUGCAAGUUAAUAUUUCAGUUUUAUAGGAAAACCAAAAGAAUGGUACCAUAAUUUAUCUUUCAUUGCUGAUUAGUAAAUUAAUUUUGACAUUUAUUUUGAAAAGUCCUAUAAUGUGGAAGAAACACAAUUGCUACCAAAGAUUAUUCAAAUAAAUAUACAAAUAAAUAUGUAUAUUUAAAGUUUUAUUAUCCUCUCCAGGAAAUUGAAACAAAUUCUGAUAAUUUUUUCCCUUUUUUUCAUAACCUAUUUAAAAUAUAUACAUAUCAUUGACAGUACUGUCUAAUGUAAUGGAAUUGUUUAAAGAAAAUUUGCUGUACCCUUCUAUUCCUUUUUUCCACCUUACUCUCUUAACCUAGGAACAUUUAAUGCACAAUGUAUCUGAGUCAAUCUAAACCCUUUCAUUUUAUGCUCCUAAAAUAUUAGACUAUUUUAUAAUUCAGGGAGCGUACAAAACAAUUGUUGGGAGCAUAUGCCAAUUCUGGAAUAGGCUGUAUAUUUAAUAUUAAGCUCUGUUGUUAGGAUAAUUAAUCACUGUAUAAACCUCAGUAAAAAUAGUGAGACAUGCAUCAUGGAGUGAGUAAAAGAGAAAGGUAUGAGUUGUCUAAUAGUGGGAUUUGUUUUUGUGAGGUUCAUUUCUGAACACAUCAGGCAUAUGAGCAGAUUUCCAGUGAAUCUGUUUAUGUUUAUUUUCUAAGUUUUGAUGCUCACCUUUUCUUGCAUUAUUGUUACAUUUAAAUAAUACUGUCAUUUGGUCCACUGUUCUUUUCAUUGACAUUUUGGUUUUAUAUUUUAAAUGUUGGACUGGAGGUGUGAUUGUAAAAGGGAGUGCAUUGGUUAAAAAUUAUAUGUACAUUUAAAAAAUCUUACUUUGCUGUUGUAUGUAGAAAACAUGAAGGCAUGUUACAAAUGACCUUUCCAUGGAAUAUUGAAAUUGGUUUAAAGUCCAAUAGUUAAAACCUUGGCAAAAGUAGUUUUUUACAUAUCAUAGCUAAAUUUUAUUAAUGUGGAAUCAUCAAACUAUGACAUAGGCUUUUUUGACACUUAUGUAAAAGGCAUUAAAGUUCUACAUUCUUAUUAUUCUUAUUAUUCAUGGUAUCCUAUACUAACAGGAGAUACUCAGAAUUAGGGGUAUUCCAAAUUGCUAGUUUAUUCUUACUAAUGCAGAAAAAACCAAAAAACAAAUUGGCCUGAAUAUUCUCUUGGGGAAAGAAGGCACUAAGAAGAGUAAGAGCAUCAGAGGGGCAAAAGAGGUUAUAAGGCCACUUAGCCCAUUCUAUGUGCUAAACUAGGCCUGCUCCUAGAGAUCCAUGGGAAAAUUAUUCAGAAACUGUUAGAAAGGAGGCUCCAAAGCCCCAAGUGGCAGCCUCUUCCAUCAUCCUGACUCGCUCAAAGACUUUUUUACACAGUAAUGCAGACCCACUCUCUGGUCAGCUCACUCAUCUUUAGGUAACUGUGGAUGCGUUGUUUUGGUCACCUUUGUCUGGGUACAGAUGAUCAGAUUUCUGCAGCCCGUCCUUGCUGGGGCUGUCCUCAUAGCGUUUCUAGUUUCAUUAGGGUAGCUCAUGGUAAGAAGUUUCUGUUAGUCUGUUUUGCAUUCUAACAAACAAGGAAGCCCCCACUGGGAUUAUGUUUGUUAUCAAACUUUUUUGUCCUUUGUUUAACUUCUUAUAUUCCACAGAAUACCCUAAAAAGGUGUUAUGGACAAUGGUAUUUAUCUCGAGGUAGGAAGGUGUCAACUCUGGUUUAGGUAUUUUGUUACCUAUGUUUAUAAUUAGACUUUUUGAUAAUUUUCCUAAACUAAAGAAACCAUUCCCAGACCUUAAUUUAAGUUUGGGUUUGGAAUACUGUUUUUAAAAGGACUGCAGGUAAUGAAGCUCUGCAUGGAGGAGCUAGUCAGAAGUAGGGGAAAAGCCUCACUUCUCCUAUUUCUUAUUCCUAGUUGGAGACAAAUAGCUUGACUUCUCAGUUUGGUGUAAAGUAUUGGUUUGCUCCCAUGUCCUUUGAUUUUUAUUCUCAGUUGAGAAGAACAGUUAUAUGUCACUGCAAACCAGUCAGUCUUUAUGAGACAUUCUUGUACCCAUAACCCUGGUUUCUUUGCAGUUUAUAAUCCCUCCUUCCACAAAUGUAAGUAGUUAACAGAAAAAAAGAACAAGAUUUCACAGAACCUUCUGUCCCUGACACUCUAUCCCAGUCAGCAGCCUUUCUAGUUAAAACAGAUUUUAAAAAUGUUUCCAUUAGAGCUUUACAAAGUUUGCAAAAGUGCUUUAUACACAUUUUCUAAUUUCAUAAACAUGAUAAAAUGUAGUUUGUUCAGUAGGUUGCAGUUUGCUAAUGGGGAUUUUUUUUUUCUUUUAAUGAUUGGUAUAUCUUGAAGAAUCUUGCUACAACCUAGUGGCAUCUCUCUCAUUCUCUCUUUGUAAACACUUCUGCAAUUAUUAGUUGAUUCACACUUCAGAACAGGAUGCAAAGUAGGGAAAAACUGCUAUAGUGUUAAAAUUACUAGUAUAAAAAUAGAUUGUAGAACUAAAUGGCUGAUUAUAAGAUUUACCUGGAAGAGCUAAGAGGGAAAAAUUAUAUUUUUAAAGAAAAAGAGAAUAUUCAGGCUUUAUUUCUGGUAUGAAGUUUAUAUUUUUUAAAAAAAAUCCUAUAUUAUCACACCAGAGAUUUUAGAUUCUUUUCUGGUUAAAAACACUGCUGGUAGUUGGAUUAUAUUUUUAUUGUAUUCAUUUCUCUUAGGGGGAAAAUUGUAAAGCAACAAAAAGGUUCCAGAUGAAUGUAUCCUAGAAAUAAAAGUUGAAAGAUUCUUA
This is a messenger RNA of Mustela lutreola (European mink), 6196 nucleotides long. It is a transcript of the gene PDCD6IP, whose product is annotated as programmed cell death 6 interacting protein. Lineage: Eukaryota; Metazoa; Chordata; Mammalia; Carnivora; Mustelidae. Gene Ontology annotation, biological process: mitotic cytokinesis. Gene Ontology annotation, molecular function: protein binding. The record is from RefSeq and is a predicted model, not a curated record. Gene Ontology annotation, cellular component: endosome. Bases 148 to 2772 code for a protein of 874 amino acids. The transcript is spliced from 18 exons.